This is a messenger RNA of Brassica rapa (field mustard), 785 nucleotides long. RefSeq lists its product as uncharacterized. Lineage: Eukaryota; Viridiplantae; Streptophyta; Magnoliopsida; Brassicales; Brassicaceae. Gene Ontology annotation, cellular component: endoplasmic reticulum membrane; endoplasmic reticulum. Gene Ontology annotation, biological process: intracellular protein transport; endoplasmic reticulum to Golgi vesicle-mediated transport. The record is from RefSeq and is a predicted model, not a curated record.
AUGAUUCAGCUACUGUUUAUGGUUCUGUUCGUGGAAGGUGCGAUUGCAUUCUUGCUGCUGAUUAAGAUUGGCCCAUUGAGGGAGCUCGUGAUUAAAAGCCUUGACCAGAUGAAGAUGGGGAAAGGUCCUGCCACUGUGAAAACCAUCGCUGGAACCAUGUCUGUUAUCCUCUUGUCCAAUCUCAUGAGCAUCGUCAAGAUCCAGAACAAAGGUGCAAAGCUUGGGACAAUGUCUCCUAUGGAUCAGGUCCUUUGGAGAACUCACUUGCUUGAAGCUUCUCUAAUGGGAGUCGUACUUUUCCUCGGCUUCAUAAUUGACAGGAUGCACCACUACCUCAGAAAGCUAAUCAAUCUAAGGGGUAACGUCGGAUCAUCUAAAGAAGAACUUGAACAGCUUCAGAAAGAGAGAACCGAAUUUAAAGAGAAAGAGGACAAAGCGUCCAAGGAAAUCAAGCAGCUGCAAGAAAAACUGUCAUCUGUUUCAGAGAGACUUAAGAAAGCAGAGACCGAGUCAAAAGAGAAAGAGAAGAAGCUGGAAACCGCUGAGACACAUGUCACGGCUCUCCAGAAACAGUCUGCAGAGCUGCUUCUGGAGUAUGAUAGAUUGCUAGAAGACAACCAAAAGCUCCAAAGCCAGAUUCUGGGAAAAACGUAAAGCUGAUGUUAGAUUGUUGAGUUUGUCAUUUAACAAGUGUUUUUUUUUAAAUGUUGUUGACAAUGGUGCAUUAAUGAUUGAGAAGAGAAAGGAUUGCAGUUGCAUGAAGUGUUGCAUCAUUUUUGUUUUUU